This is a messenger RNA of Dermacentor silvarum, 1582 nucleotides long. RefSeq lists its product as uncharacterized. Gene Ontology annotation, molecular function: metalloendopeptidase activity. The transcript has 4 exons. Gene Ontology annotation, biological process: proteolysis. Lineage: Eukaryota; Metazoa; Arthropoda; Arachnida; Ixodida; Ixodidae. The coding region runs from base 10 to 1227 and encodes 405 amino acids. The record is from RefSeq and is a predicted model, not a curated record.
AUUGACGCAAUGCCCGUGACGUCACCGUCCCGAGGAGGCAUGCAGAGUGGCGGAGGUGUCAGCCUAGGCGGCCAGAGCUGCCUCGCGGAGGAGAUCGGGUCCCCGUACACGCUGGCCAUUUCUCCGGGCGCUCUCUCGCGGCCGCAGUGCUCUCUACCGCGACAGCAACGGGCCAAUCAUGUGGACGUGGACAGCGGACUCGAGGGCAAGAAAUCCAUGGCCAACACCACUCUGCCGGCCAACACGGGAACGGGACCCUCGGAGAUGCCCUUUUCGGGGACUGCGGAAGUGCCAAGCGAGGAGCACCCACUAGGGGAACAGAGCGCCCAACCGGCGCUCGAGGCACUGGCGACCAUGGCGUCGGCUUGCCUGGUCAUCAGCCUGCCCACACUGUUGUGGCGCCCUGCCGUACCAGCGCACAGACCUCGCCGCAGCGUCUGCCUGACGCGGGCUUGCGUGGCUCUCAACGACAUGUUGGUGGCCGCGUCCAACGCCAGCGUCGACCCCUGCGUCAACCUCUACGAGCACGUGUGCGGCGGCGGGAGCGAGUCGGCCUCCGUGUAUGAGAAGCCUCUGAGCCUCCUUGUCGACGAGCAACCUGCAAAACCUGGCUCUUCUGGCGAGCGAAUCAAGAACCUUGUGGUGGACGUGAAGCAGCUCUGUCAUGCCGAUGACUACGAAGACGACGAACGAGCGUUUGGGGACGUCCCCGCAGCGAAGCGUACCAAGCAGGUGGACUCGUUCACAGCCAUGCAGUGUGACAACGAAAGUGAGGAUGAAGAAGACGUGCAGGACGAGGACGAUGAUUACGAUGACGAUUCAGCUGACCUGGAAAUUUUUAAUGCCGAGGAGAACGACCACCGAUUGUAUUACAAGGAGGAUGAGCAAUCAGACGAGGCCAGUACAAGCAGGAGCGCCUGGCGAGCCCAGUCAGCCAUCAGGUGCAAGACCAAUGACGCCGAGGAUCUCAGGCUGGAAGAUUACGUGCCCGACCAAUACAUUGGCAGUCACAGAAAGAGGUACAGCUCCAGCCUGGCGAUUACGAUCACUCACUCGCCACGAUCUGUCGACAUCACUGAACUCUCUGGCGACAUCAUCAAGCUCGUCUUCAAGGGGAAGAAAUUUGAAAAUUCGGAACAUCCCGAGGUUCGCCCUCUUCACGGCCAAGGGCACACUCGAAGGCCUUCGUGCGCUAUGUCGACCCAGAGACGGCUGCAGUCAACCUGAAGAUCAUCGAGAAGGCGGUCGGCAAGGGGAAGGUCGUGCGAGUCGAGCAGUGCACCACGCGCAAGCAGGCCACCAUCGGGAACAUGCUAAACCUUUGCCGGAUUGCCAUUAAUGGCACCGUGGCCCGUCUGAAACAGCAGCUCCCUGGCUCUCGCGUGCACGUAUCGCGUGCGUGCACUGGGCUCCUACUCUACAGAGGACCUCAAGCGAGCCCAUCGAAGGUCCGGAUGUCACACCAUAGACAGUCAUCCUAUCCGACUGAGCCUUCUUCUUUGUUCUUUAUUUUUUCGCGAGCAAUUUAUUUUCUAUUAACAAGAAGCCGUACAUAAAAUCUAAACGGCGGUAUGGAUUUUUA